Messenger RNA from Dioscorea cayenensis subsp. rotundata (Guinea yam), 1047 nucleotides. Its product is annotated as ferredoxin-thioredoxin reductase, variable chain-like. Lineage: Eukaryota; Viridiplantae; Streptophyta; Magnoliopsida; Dioscoreales; Dioscoreaceae. Gene Ontology annotation, biological process: photosynthesis. Bases 242 to 694 code for a protein of 150 amino acids. The record is from RefSeq and is a predicted model, not a curated record. The transcript has a single exon.
UUCCAUCUUUGCGGAGGAAUUUGAACUCCUUCUCCAGAUAAUCCAAAAGUUCGAAGCUUUCACCCUGAUGUGCGCCAUACGUUCAAUCCACUCCACCCCACGCCUUAUCCUUCUUCUCCUCCACUCGCUCACCAACCUCUAAAGAUCCCAUCUUGCUCCUGUUUUUUCUCUUUUAUCUCAUUGCCCAUCAAGUGUUCGACGAAAGACCCAGAGAACUUUUUGAGUAUAAAUCUCAGCCAAGAUGUCUGCCGUGCCUGCCACGACUCCCACCAUCCUCACCGCCCCGCUUCUCCGCUGCUGCCUCCCCAUCGUCUCCGCUCGGCCGCUGGUUCAUGGUGCCUGCCCUAAGGCUGCGAGCAGGAGAAGUAUUUCGUGCCUGGUCGCUGUCACAACUGAGGUCUCCUCUUCUUCCUCGGAGGAUGCAGAGGGAUCCGAUGCCGAAUCGAAGGUCGGUGCUAGGGUUCGGGUCAACGUCCCUUUGAAGGUUUACCAUGUUGGGAAGGCUCCGGAGCUGGAUCUUUGUGGAAUGGAAGGGGUUAUCAAACAGUAUGUAGGGGUUUGGAAGGGGAAACGGAUCUCUGCUAAUCUUCCGUUUAAAGUUGAGUUCUUUGUCUCGGUUGAAGGGCAGAGCAAACCCGUCAAGUUUUUUGUUCAUCUCAAGGAAGAUGAAUUUGAGUACCUGCCAUCGGAUUGAGGGCGUGAGAAGGUGGAAUUGCUGUAAAGGCCCGGUCUUUUGGAACCCAUGGCUGGGGAUUUGGGGAUCUUUGCCUUCCGUAUAAGGGGUAAUGCAAUGGUGAUUGUGAAAAAUAAAUGUUAGAUGUUGGAGAGAGGGAGCAAUCCAACUAGUCGUUUAUAGCCAAGUAAGCCUCUUUUAUACUCUCUGAACCCCUUAUUUUCCAUCAUGUUUUUAUGGGUAAUUGAGGGACACUGUGAAUAAUGGAAGCUGAUUCUGCUGUAUAAUGGAAUAUAGAUUGUCGAAUGCUCAUUUCAUUCUUAAUUUGUUUUUCUGCUUUCUGAGCUAGUUUCGCUAUGAUACGGUUCAGUGUC